AUGACGCAGCAAAUAAAGUCGACCAUAUUCCUAACCGUUGCCUUUCUCCUACUUACUAAAUCUCUUGGCGAAAACACAACAAGAGUUACAGCAUCGACAACACAGAGUUCUUUUGAAACUACUUUGACAACCGCCGCACAGUUGCAAUCAACAACGUGGCAUCAACAGCAACAACAACAACAACAACAACAACAACAACAACAACAACAACAACAACAACAGCAGCAGCAGCAGCAGCUACCAACAUCAACACAAACAUCCUCCAGCUAUGCAUCAGAAGUUCAAACUUCAACAACCGGAUUGACCUCUACAUCUAGUGCAGCAGCAACGAUGAUGUCGACACCGUCUACACCAUCGCCUCUAUACAUAUCAAAUUAUUCGACAAUAGCACUAAUGCCAACCUAUUCGACCAGUUUGAUGACCACGAAGCAAGAUUCGCUGGACCAAAUUCCGGUAGAUGUGGAAAUCGGUCCUGGAGGACCAGAUCAGAAAGAAAGCCUCGGUAUACAGAAGGCAGUUGACUGGUUGCGGGAUAAACGGCUGCCCGACUACAGUUGGGGCAACGAUACCCAUAUGGUUAUUUUAGCCAAAGAACUCUCCGGAGCUCGCGAUCCAGUAGAUAAUGAUAACCAUCUGCAGGAGAUUUCUGACCUUGAAGACAUGUUGUCGGUAAAACAAAUGGAAAUUGAGGUCUUGACGAUGGUCGACCGCCAUCAUUCAAUACCCAAACCGGCAAGCACGGAUCGAAUCGCCAAGUACAUUUUAGCGAUGGGUGCACUAUGCAAGGAUGCUCGUCACUUUCAUGGACACGAUUUGGUUUCUUCUUUGGAACACCAUGAGCACGAUCAAGGGCAAGAAUAUGAGUUCGCCCUGACAGCCUUGGCCAUAUGUAGCUCGGCAACUCAUGUGAGGAAACGACAAAUACGGCGCUUGCUAGAUAUUGCCAGUGGAGAGGUUAACAAUGUUGAUACCAUUGCCAUGGUACUAUUAGCAUUGCGAUGUAUUGUAACGGAUCAUCGCCAUCGACAUUUGCAACAUUUUGUGCGCCGGCCUGCGCGUGGGUUAGCUAGUCUGCAAGGACCACAAGGUAGCUUUGGUUCAUUACGGAGUACGGCGCUUGCAAUGCAAGCACUUCAGGAUCUAGAACCGGAUCCGGCUGGGAAAUGGAAUAGAACAGCCGCUUCCGAAUGGUUACUGUCUAAGCAAAGACCUGACGGCGGCUGGACAGAGGAACCCUUACAGGAUGGCCAAGAUGCGUCUAUUGGCAUUGGCUUGACAGCAGACAUUAUUCUUGCCUUAGGUUGGAAAGGUUUGGGCGCGGUACGUGCUCUGCAAUGCGAUCACGUGAUACGAGAGUCGAAUGAUAAUGUUUACGAGAACGGAGAGCCAAAGCUCGCCGAUCCGGUUCGAUUGACGUCGUCCGUUGAGGAAGCGGAACCGCGCAAUGUGUCGUAUACGUACACGCUUUGGGUGGGCACUGAUGAGACAGAGGAAUACUCGCUGGAUCUUACAUCCCCAAAAAAUACCACUUUCUUCUGGGCCAUGCGACAAGCAGCUAGAAUAGAUCCCAGAUUCGCCUUUGAAGCUCAGGCAUGGCCCAAUGGACAUUACGUGCAUACGCUUGCCGGUAUGAAGGAAGAGCCGAAAAGCUAUCACUUCUGGCUGUUAUAUCGAUUACCCGAAAAACCCGAUACGAAAAAUCCACCUGGUAAUCAGCUAAUUGCACCUUUGGGUGUUGAUGAACUACUCGUUGAGGACGGUGAACAUUACCUCUAUUGGUAUAAAAAACUUUAA
Molecule: messenger RNA, 1794 nt
Organism: Sabethes cyaneus
Lineage: Eukaryota; Metazoa; Arthropoda; Insecta; Diptera; Culicidae
Exons: 6
Coding region: 1-1794 (597 amino acids)
Biological process (GO): cobalamin transport
Molecular function (GO): cobalamin binding
Source: RefSeq, a predicted model, not a curated record